This is a messenger RNA of Achroia grisella, 2329 nucleotides long. Its product is annotated as zinc finger protein 699-like. Gene Ontology annotation, cellular component: nucleus. Gene Ontology annotation, biological process: regulation of transcription by RNA polymerase II. NCBI's taxonomy places the organism in Eukaryota, Metazoa, Arthropoda, Insecta, Lepidoptera, Pyralidae. The coding region runs from base 256 to 2154 and encodes 632 amino acids. The transcript has 11 exons. The record is from RefSeq and is a predicted model, not a curated record. Gene Ontology annotation, molecular function: RNA polymerase II transcription regulatory region sequence-specific DNA binding; DNA-binding transcription factor activity, RNA polymerase II-specific.
GUAUAAGUUACGCAGAAAAUAUCUCACUGUAAUAGUUUACGUAUUUAAUUCGAAUAUUUAUUAAUAACAUUCUAAUUCUGCAUACUUAAAAGUUUCUAAUAUAUUCUAAUGAAAAUAUCUAAUGGUCGACGCGAGCACUGUUAUUUUACAUUUGAAUAAUAAAACUAUUUCAUUCAUGUUGAUUUCAUAUUUAAUAAGUACGGCUAGUAAGUGAAUAUAAAUAAAAAAGUAGACAGUACUUUCUAAAUUAUUAAAAUGGACGACAAUCAAAUUUAUAUAAAAAUUGAACCAGAAGACGACUACGAAAAUUCGUCUUCACCCCUAAAUUUAUCAGUUCCUGAGAAAGUACACGUUAAACCUGAUCUUUUUAUGAACAUAGAAGCAAAUAUUAAAGUAAUAAAGGAAGAGUCUAUAGACAUAAAUAUUGAGUAUACUAAUGAUGAAGAGGUUACAAUGAAAAAUGAACCUUCAGUUAGUACCAAUGAAAACUCCAUUGAAAAUGCAGAACUUUUUAGUGCCACAAAGAGAAGAAAGAAAAGAAUUACACAAUGCAACAGUGACGAUGAAGAAUAUACACCUAGAGGGAAUAAGAAGAACAAAAAGGAUGAUAAAGUAAAACCAACAUAUAGAGGAAAAUCUAAAAAAGAAGAAACAAUGAUGUACUCUGAAGAUAUAACGAAGCAUAUAGAGAUCGUGACUAUCACAGAGCAGGAGAGGCAGAAGGAGCACGGCGAUCUGCUGCUAGCCAGGAGACACAUGCGGUACAGAUGCGACAUGUGCGCGCUAGGGUUCGUGGUGGAAGACGCUUAUCUGGUGCACAUGAAGGUCCACUCUCCGAAUCAAGGAGAUUACGAAUGCGAGUUGUGCCAUUCGUUUCUGAAGCGUGAGAGCAUGCUGUACAGACACCGGUUGCGGCACUACCGCCGCUACCGUUGUAUGCAGUGCCGUACAUUACACAAGGACCGGGACACCGCCGCCAGUCACAUAAUGGCAGAGCACGCAAUGAAGACAUUCAAUUGUGAUAUAUGCGGCCGGCAUUUCAAACGGCCACAGUAUCUUCAGAGACAUAUAGACCAACACCACACGAAGCCUCUAAGGCUAGAGUGUCCAGAGUGCAAACGAGUGUUUCACGAGAGAGGACGGUAUCGGAGUCACGUCAGGACGCAUAACGAAGAAGUGAGAUCUAACACGGAACACCCCACAGUGCCCUGCGACAUAUGUUCCCGAGUGUACAGAAAUAAGGGUGGCCUGAAGCGCCAUCUAUUCUCGUUUCAUAUGGAUGUGGUCUGCUCUCUUUGCGUAACGCGGUUUGAUAACAAUGACCAACUCAAUGAGCAUUACAAGCAAAUACAUAACGGUGCUUUUUUCAACGCCGGGGAGGAGUGCCCACACUGUUCGAGGGUACUGGUCACUCGCGCUAUGCUGCAACGGCAUAUACAACGUAUGCACAGCGACCGCACUAAGAAGUACCAGUGCGACCACUGCCAGCGACUGUACCUCACCAAGGGCGAGGUGCGCGCGCACAUCAUGUGGUCGCACGAGCGAGCACGUGGAGGACACGCCUGCGCGCGCUGCGGACGAGUGUUCAGGACGCCCGGCCGCCUGCGGGGACACCUGGCGCGCGACCACCUGCGGCUGCCCGCGCCGCGCCUCCACGCCUGCCACGUCUGCCACAAGGCCUUCGAGAACAAACAAGUCCUCAAACGUCACUUGAGGGUUCACUCAGAUGAGAUGUAUCCCUGCAAGGAAUGCGGCGUGUUAUUCAAAACUGAACCUUAUGUGCAAGUGCAUUACAAACUAAAACAUUUAAAUAUGACCCGAGAAGAGAUAAAAGGUCAAAUUCAGAAGAGGAAAGCGCAAAGCAUAAAUCUAUUCAAACCAACAAUAGCCCAAUUGAAAACGUUAUCAUCGGAAAAUAAAGGUAAACUGCAACUUAAAAUCAAUAAGGGCAUUGUUAAUAGUGAAGUCAGUGCCAAAAAGAACUCUAUUGUUAUUACAAAUAACGCAGAAGAUCCACUGUUAAUUAGUGAUAACAAUAAACUAAAUGAAUUUACCAGUGAAAGUGAUAAGAAAAUGGAUACAAACGAUAUAAGUGAUAUUACUACACCGCUGUUUGAAACGUUUGUCGAUAUACAAAGAGAUGUAGAGAAUUGAGAUAAUUUCUAGAUAAAUGACGUCCCUGGUUAUGACAAAUUAGUUUUACUUUCAUGUGUAAAAAUUCUUGUCUAUGGUACUAAAUAGAUUGUAUGGAUGUAACAUAAUAUUUUGUACAAGAUUUCAAUGAUAUCAAUUUUAAUUUUGUACUAUAAUUUUGGCUGUGAAUAUAAUA